ACUCCUUUUUUCCCAUUUGUUUCUGCCAUGGGAGAAAAAGCUGCAGUCAGCAAUUUUUUUAUAUACAUCUAACUGAAUGCUUGAUACACUAGUUUGGCUUUCUACAUGUGCGAUUUUGUUUCCAGCAACUUACAGCAUUACUUCAUCUCAUCUCACUUUUUUGGAACCUUUUAGAAGAAUAUGUGCAUUUCCAUGUGAUACUUUACAGCUCCGUGACAAAUCUUCGAUUUAUGUACCUACAUAGUAAACUAAUCAAAAUGCUAUUCCACAGACAUACGGCUACUACGCUGAUCCAGACAACGAUUGUCAAAUCUUCCACGUCUGCCUGCCUCUCCACUCGCUUUACCCAACCCUUUUCAAGGCUCAAACAACAUACCACUUUUCGUUCAUCUGCGGAAACCAGACCGCCUUUGACCAGGCGAGCAUGGCCUGCGUUCACCAGGGCAGCUUCACCUGCGACAACCCGGAGAUGUACUACUACCUCAACUACAACUUCUUCAGGAAGGUCAAGACACCCGAGGGCGACGAAAGGUGGGCGUGGGUCAACGAAGAUGUACCCAAUGGCCUUGCGCCGACGAAGCCAGGCUCCACGUCUGUCUCCGUCUCUGUGCCUGUCCCCGUGCCCAGCGGGAGGAAAUAGAAGGCCAAGGUGUCAUCGGGUUUCCUUCUUAUGCAACCCGGACCACCUGUUGCAAGGAAAGCGCUUUGAGAGCUGUCUUCCCUGGCCGAUUCUUGUUACUGGAACUUUCUUUGGCUUUUUUAUUUUUUUCAUUGUUUUCGGGAAGAGUCGACAAGGCCUGUGACUCUGGUGACGGCCACUAUCUCCUCUUGUUCACUUCCUCCUUCCGUUUCGCUUUUUCUUUCUCCUUUUCAUUUUUCGUAGUUCUUCCCAGCAAUGUGUUCACAUUGCAAAAGGAUGAACUGACUCGUUUUGCAUGCGCUAAACUGCAACCACUUGGAGGAAGGGUGUCCCUGCCUCCAAGUCGAGAUCAUCUGAUGACGUAUGCA
Penaeus indicus is the source of this 1008-nucleotide messenger RNA. RefSeq lists its product as uncharacterized. The transcript is spliced from 2 exons. The record is from RefSeq and is a predicted model, not a curated record. Bases 231 to 803 code for a protein of 190 amino acids. Lineage: Eukaryota; Metazoa; Arthropoda; Malacostraca; Decapoda; Penaeidae.